Musca domestica (house fly) is the source of this 2020-nucleotide messenger RNA. Its product is annotated as GATA zinc finger domain-containing protein 7-like. Bases 159 to 1946 code for a protein of 595 amino acids. The transcript has a single exon. Lineage: Eukaryota; Metazoa; Arthropoda; Insecta; Diptera; Muscidae. The record is from RefSeq and is a predicted model, not a curated record.
UCUGUGUCCGUUUUCUUUGGACCGUUUAUUAUUUACAAAGGCAUAAAUAGUUUUAAAACUUUUCGGAACGGAUCAGUUUGCAACCAACUGUUCCCAGUGGACAAGCAGUUCGGGAAAUUAACGAAAACGAAAUCGGCUCAGUUUCUUGAUCGCGAAAUAUGCGUGGCUUGGUAAUAUUUUGCGCCGUUUUGGCCGUGCCCAUUUUGGCGGCCCAAGAUGGAUACAAAUAUCGUGAACCUGCUCCAGUAAUAGAAAAGGGGAAUCUGCCCACACAGCCAAAACCCUGUACCCAUGGGUUUACCGGCUAUAAUUUUGAUGAGGCCACCAAGGCUCUGAUAAAGGCCCAAACUCAAGCCAGAAUUGUCAACAAGGCCCAGGCCUCAGCAGGAGCCGCAGCAGGUGAACAUAAUUUGGAAACAGCAGCCAGUGGUUAUAGCCAACAGAUUGGGGUGGCCAAUCAAGUGGCUUCCAGCAGCUUCCAGAGUCAAACAAAUAAAUUUGUUGCCGGUCAGGGUUACACCCAAGGUGGAGGCGUAUCUUCAUCGGGACCUUCCGUGAAUUACAUUCCAUUGUCUCCGGUGUCCCAUGGUCCACCUCAAAGCCUUCCAUUGACACAAAUUCCACCACCAUUGUCGGCACAUGGUCACACAAUUUCUUCCGGAGCCGGGACUGGACAUAGUCACACAAUCUCCUCCGGAGCUGGAUCUGGAGUCGGACAUAGCCACAGCUUUAGUUCUUCUGCUAGUCAACAACAAUUUGUCUCAGGUGCCAAUCAACAUAGCCAAGGCUAUAAUUAUCAACAGGGCAAUGGCGGUGUCCAACAACUACAUGGCUCUCAAAGCUUCCCACCACCACAAUAUAAACCAUUGCCUUCUGGACUAACAGCACCAGGAUUUAUUGGUGGAGCCCAACAAUCCUCAAACUUCCUUGGGGGACAACAACAAAUCGCUGGACAUUAUAUCACCCAAACCUCGGGCAACUUCAAUGGACAACAACAUGGUGGUCAGUUUGCUGGACACUCAGCCUCCGGAAACAUUGGAAGCAGUCUUGGUUCCCACGCAUCCUCAGGAAACUUUGCUGGCGGUCUUGCCACACACUUUGGUGGUCAACAACAAUUCUCUGGCUCCCACUCAUCCGCUGGAAACUUUGCCGGUGGUCACUCUGCAAGCUUUGGUGGCCAACAACACUUCUCCGCCUCCGGCUCUGAUUUAUCUGGCAACUUUGUUAGCCAUCUUCAAGGUGGUUCAGCUCAAGGCAGUUCCCAACUCCUCUCCACUUUCUCCUCCUCUAACUUGGGAGCCAAUGGUCUCAACGGACAAUUGGGCAAUGUUAUACGUGAAACCGUGGCCCAGGCCCCCUUGGAUCCCACAGCAGAGAAACACAUUUAUGUACACAUUCCGCCCGAGGACUUGGAAGGUGAUCAGCAACAAUCUCUAAUUGCCCCACAAUUUGUGGCACCACCCGCCAAGAAACACUACAAAAUUGUGUUCAUCAAAGCCCCCACCCACAACACACCAAAUUACAGUCAAUUGGCUGCCGCUGCAGCACCCAAGGUUGAGGAAAAGACCCUCAUUUAUGUGCUGACCAAGAAACCCGAAGAACCAUCGCUGGAACAAAUACAACAACUGACCCAGGACAACUACAAGAGUUCCAAACCCGAAGUGUACUUCAUUAAAUACAAGACACAAAAGGAAGGCGAUGCCGUCCAACAGUACUUGGCCAAUUCGAAUGGCAUUAGUCCCGAUCAAAUUGAUUUCUCAAAUUUGAUUGAUAAUAGCGGUAGUGCAGGUGGCAUUGACAUUAGAGCCGGUGGUCUUAGCAGUGGUGCCAGCAGCAGUAGUAGCACCAGCAGCUUUAGUACCAGUUCGAGCAGUAUUUCAUCUAGUUCAUCCAACCUUGAGUCCGAAGGACCCAAACACGAACUCUAUGGUGUUCCAUUGCAGUAAUUUUAUUAUUUAAUUUAUAUUUAUUAUUUAUUCUUUUUAUAUAAUUUAUUUAUAAAAUAAUUAAAUACUUUUUU